Molecule: messenger RNA, 4263 nt
Organism: Pseudozyma flocculosa PF-1
Lineage: Eukaryota; Fungi; Basidiomycota; Ustilaginomycetes; Ustilaginales; Ustilaginaceae
Exons: 6
Coding region: 1-4263 (1420 amino acids)
Biological process (GO): endoplasmic reticulum organization; endoplasmic reticulum to Golgi vesicle-mediated transport; COPII-coated vesicle cargo loading
Cellular component (GO): endoplasmic reticulum exit site; COPII vesicle coat
Molecular function (GO): structural molecule activity; protein binding
Source: RefSeq, a predicted model, not a curated record
AUGAAGGCAAACAUCGGCCGCACCGCCACCUUCACCUGGUCGCCCUCGGCGCUCGAGACGGAUAGCCCCCUGAUCGCCACCGGCACCGUCGCAGGCGCCCUCGACGAGAGCUUCAGCAACGAGAGCGUUCUCGAGCUCUGGCAGCCCGGCUACUCCUCCUCGCCAUCCGACCAGUCCGACGCCAAGCCCCUCGGCAGCGUCGCUACCAGCGCCCGCUUCAACCGCCUUGCCUGGGGCUACGUCAACCCGUCCCGACCAAAAGGCCUACUAGCUGCCGGCCUCGAGAAUGGCGAGCUCGCAAUCUGGGAUGCCGACAAGGUCCUCGCUGGCUCGAGUCCUGAAGACUCGCAAGUCAUGAAGAAUAACACGCACUCGGGUCCGGUCCGCGGUCUCGAUUUCAAUGGACUCCAGCCAAACCUCCUGUCGAGCGGUGCCGUCAAUGGCGAGAUCUUCAUCUGGGACCUCAACUCGCCCGGAAAGCCGUACUCGCCGGGCGCUCGCUCGCAAAAGCUCGACGAGAUCACCUCGCUCGCGUGGAACGCCCAGGUGCCCCACGUCCUGGCCACGUCGUCGUCGAGCGGGUAUACCGUGGUCUGGGACCUGAAAGGCAAGCGCGAGGUCGUCGCUCUUCAAUACGGCGGAGGCGCUGGCACCGCGGGCGGCAACCUCGGCGGCAUGAACGGCGGCGUCGGUGGCGCGCUGGCAGCCGGAGGCCGACGCGGCAUGAGCGCCGUCGCAUGGCACCCUGACACGCCGACGCGCCUCGUCACUGCGAGCGAGGACGAUACCAGCCCCGUCAUCAUGCUCUGGGACCUGCGAAACUCUCGCGCUCCCGAGAAGAUCAUGACUGGGCACGACAAGGGUGUGCUGUCGCUCUCGUGGUGCAAGCAGGACGCCGACCUGCUCCUCUCCUGCGGCAAGGACAACCGCGCCAUCUGCUGGAAUCCGCAGACGUGCGAGAUCGUCGGCGAGCUCCCUUCAAGCUCCAACUGGUCGUUCGAGGUCCAGUGGUGCCCGCGUAACCCGGGCAUGCUGGCCACCGCCAGCUUCGACGGACGCAUCGGGGUCCACUCCCUGCAGAGCACCAACGCUCCGGAAGGCGAUCCGGUCGCGGCAGCUCCCGUCGCAGAGGGCUCCGACUUCUUCAACAUGCCCGCCCAGACCGAUGCGCCCUCCAAGGGCCUGUCGCUCAAGCAGCCGCCCAAGUGGCUGCGUCGGCCCGUCUCGGCCACCUUCGGUUUCGGCGGCCAACUGGUCUCGACGAGCAACUUGCCCGGGGCUACCGGCAAGACGCAGAGCAGCACCAUCCACCUCCGCGACGUCGUCACCGAGCCCUCAAUCGUCCAGAGGGCCACCAGGCUGCAGCAGGCUCUCGACUCGCAGACCUUGGCCGACUUCUGUCAAGAGCGUAGCAAGGACUCAACCGCCCGCCACGACAUCGCCAACUGGAAGGCGCUCCAGACGCUGUUCCGAGCCGACUCGCGAGACGAGCUCGUCGCGCUCCUCGGCUUCUCGAAGGAGGACGUCGCCGCCAAGGUCUCUGGUGCCAUCGAGGCCUUCAAGUCGACCGACCUCGCCUCAACGGCUCCUUCCGCUACAGCUGCCACCGAGGCGACCGCCGCUGUCGACACUGCAUCUGGUGCGGCCAGCGAGGAAGCCACUCCCGCACCGAACGGGGAUGCCUCGGCUGACUCGGUUGCUGGACAAGGCGAGAGCGAUGCCCCUCAGGACCAGGAAGCCAGCCUCUUCGGCGAAGAAGGCGCUGCCGCCAACAGUACCCCCGCCAACGCCUCCGCCGCCGACUUUUUCGACCAAAUCGGCGAUGGCGAGGCGGAUGCUCCACUUGCCGACCCCUCUUCUGCAGAGACCGGAUCCGCUGCCGGGGCCAAGGCGUCGCCCUUCCGCAUCUAUCCUGCCGAGGAGUCGACGGCGGACAAGCUCAUUACCCGAGCCCUCGUCCUUGGUGACUUCGAGAGCGCCGUCUCGCUGUGCAUUUCGUCGGACCGCUUCGCCGACGCCCUCCUGCUCGCCGUCCGCGGCGGUCAAGACCUGCUCGAGCGGACGCAGAAGGCCUACUUCGAGAAGCGGACCGCCCAGCUGCCCUAUCUGCGGCUUUUCCAGAGCAUUGUGUCCAACGAUCUGUCGGAUGUCGUGCAGAACGCGGAGCUCGCCGAGUGGCAAGAGAUCUUCGUGGUGCUCUGCACCUUUGCCAAGCAGGACGAGUUCAGCAACCUGGCCGAACAGCUCGGACAGCGCCUCGAGGCCAAGUACAUCUCUACACAAGGCAGCGACCCGAGCGCGUCAAAGGAGCACCGCAGGGACGCCGUGCUCUGCUACCUGGCAGCUGGCAAGCUGGAGAAGGUGGCCGGAAUGUGGAUCGACGAGAUGCGCGAGGAGGAGCUCGCCCUCCGCAACGGCGCCAGGGACGAUUCCGCGGAGCAGGGCACCUUGUAUUCGGCCCACGCCGAGGCCCUCCAGACGUUCAUGGAGAAGAUCACUGUCUUCCAGAAUGCGGUCGGGUACGUCGAUGUCGACUUGCAGCAAACGGUGUCCGGCGUCGAUGCCGGCCGCAAUUACAAGCUCGGCGCUCUCUACGACAAGAUCCACGAGUACAUCGAGCUGCUGGCGGACCAGGGUCUCAUCUCGUCCGCGCUCAAGUUCGUCGACCAGACCCCUGUCGACUAUCGUCCCAAGAGCAGCGCCCUGCCCGGGCUCGCGGGGCCUUCGACGGCCGUGGGCCUGACUGCCGGCGCCAUCAAGCAGCGGCUCUUGCAGGCCGAGGCCGCCCGGCCCCGGGCUGACUUCGGCGCCCAUGCGAGCGAUGCGUACACAACCGCGGCUCCUGGUGCUACCUCUGCUACCGCUGCUUCGACCAACGGCUACAGCUACGACCAGUACUCAGCUGCUUCAACCGCCAAUGCCGGGUCGGCCGCAGUCCCCCCGGUGCCUUCGGUGCCUUCGGUGCCCAUGGUGCCCGCGGUGCCCUCGUACGCGGGCCAGGAUUCCUACGCCGCUGCUCCUGCCUCGCAGCCUGCGGCGGCCCAGCCUCAGACACAGAGCCGGUAUGCCCCUUCGGUUCCGACGCCCGCGGCAGGCCCCGGCUUCGGUCUGCCCAAUGCCCAGGACUACGCCUACAGCCCCUACUCGGCUCCAAGUCAGGCGUACGGUGCGACGGAUCCGGCUGCUGUGCCUCCACCGCCCAUGGGCAUGUCUUACCAGUCGAAGCAGCAGGCGCUCCCACCGCCCCCGCCGGUCAAGCGCGACAACAGCGGCUGGAACGAUGUCCCUCUGGCGGCCACCGCGCCCAUCCGCACGCCGAGCGCGAUGGGUCAGAAGGCCAAGGCGAUCACCUCGCCUUUCCCCAACUCCCCCGCCUCCACGCCCGCUCCCUACGGCGCCGCCCCACCGCAGGGUCCCCCUCGCGGGUCGACGCCUUCACGCGGACUCAUGAGCCCGCCUCCCCCCGGCGUCGGUCAGCAGUAUGGCGCUCGCCCUGGCGGCGUCCAGAGCCCCCCUGGAUUCCGACCCCCUCCCGGCGCAGCUGGUGUCCCGCCUCCGCCGCGACCCGGCCAGGCCGGACCUCCGCCGCCCGGCCCGUAUGGACAACCUCAACAGCACCACCACCAGCAGCAUCAGCAGAUGCCUCCUCCCGGCGUCCCAGGUCACGGCGGUCCUGCAGCUGGACCCUACGGCCGACCUCCGUCCGCGAUGGGGUCGUACGGUCCACCCGGCGGUGCAGCGCCGUCCGGCGCGCCUCGACCGCCGCCCGGAGGACCCGGUAUGGGCAUGCCGGGCCAGCCUGGAGUGCCGGGCAUGGCACCGCCUCCCGGAGGUGCGCCGAUGCGAGCUGUGACGCCCGGAGCCGGAGCUGGUGCUCCCCCGCGAAGCGCAACGCCUGGCGCCAAGGCCACGCCCGCCCUCAAGUAUCCCGCCGGCGAUCGAUCGCACAUUCCCGACAACCAGAAGCCCAUUCUGCAGACCCUGAGCCAGGAGCUUGGGCGCCUGAAGGCGAUGUCGCCGCCGAACCAGAAGCGCAUGGUCGACGAUACCGAGAGGAGGAUCAACCUGCUGCUCGACCACCUCAACUGCGGCACGAUCGACGCCAAACUGAUCCAGGGGCUCCUGCAGCUCGUCGGAGCCAUCAACGCGCGAAACCAGCAAGCUGCACUCAACAUCCACCUGCAGCUCGUCACGAGCGCCACGGGCGACAUCACUGCUGGCCUGGUCGGCGUCAAGAUGCUGAUUUCGAGGAUGGGCGCGUGA